This is a messenger RNA of Durio zibethinus, 4904 nucleotides long. Its product is annotated as PH, RCC1 and FYVE domains-containing protein 1-like. The record is from RefSeq and is a predicted model, not a curated record. Lineage: Eukaryota; Viridiplantae; Streptophyta; Magnoliopsida; Malvales; Malvaceae. Gene Ontology annotation, molecular function: metal ion binding.
AAAAAAAAGAAGUGCAUCGGAAAUGUCUUCUUAUUUCUUUUCAACCUCGGGCGAUUUCCUGCUUACUUUUCCCAUCUUUGACUCCCCUGUUUUUUUUAAACGAACACAACACAAAAACUCCAGGCCCCCGCUUCCCAUUUUCUCUCUCCCAGUCUUCCCUGCGGUAACCUCCAUCUACUCUGCCGGUGCUUCCCUCGUGUCACAGCGGCAGCGCCGCCUCUUUGAACUUUGAGCCGUCCCGUCGUCAGUCAAACUUAAGGACCGAGUUAGUCGUGGUGGUAUGAAGAGGUGAAUGCUAGGGUUUUGGUGUUGAAGGAGGAGAUAGAUCUGCUAAAGUUUGGCUUUAAUUGUUUUGGUUUUGGUUUUUGGAAAUAGAGAGGUAAAGGCGUUUGGAUGGUAAGAGAAGGAGGGAAAGAGGGGAGAAGAGAAGAGAAAGGAGGAGGUGGUAGUAGCGGAUGAUGAACGGAGCUCAAGAGAGCGAUCGUAAAGGGAGGUGGCAUUUUGGUAAUUUCUUCACAUGGAAUGGCAGAUCUUGUUAGCUACGGCAAUGCCCAACGUGACAUCGACCAGGCAUUAAUAGCUUUGAAGAAGGGUGCUCCGCUUCUGAAAUAUGGUCGCAAGGGAAAGCCUAAGUUUUGUCCGUUCAGACUUUCUAAUGAUGAAACAUCUUUAAUCUGGAUUUCAAGCAGUGGUGAAAGAAGUUUGAAGUUAGCCUCAGUGUCUAAAAUUAUUCCUGGACAAAGAACUGCUGUUUUCCAGAGGUAUCUCCGUCCUGAGAAGGAUUAUUUAUCCUUUUCUCUUAUAUACAACAACGGGAAGAGGUCACUUGAUCUGAUUUGCAAGGAUAAAGUUGAGGCAGAGGUUUGGAUUGCAGGCCUCAAAGCAUUAAUAACCUCUGGUCAGGGUGGACGCUCUAAAAUUGAUGGCUGGAGUGAUGGAGGCCUCUACCUUGAUGAUGGCAGAGACCUGACUUCAAAUAGUGCAAGUGACAGUUCUGUUAGCGCUACUCGAGAUAUUAGCUCCCCUGAGGUUUCUGUCAGUUUUAACCCCAACACUUCUCCAAACAGUUUACGGCCUGAGAAUUUUCUUCAUUCUGAAAGAUCACAUGUAGCAUCAGACAGCACAAAUAUGCAAGUGAAAGGAUCUGGUUCAGAUGUUUUUCGUGUAAGUGUUUCUAGCUCCCCAAGUACUUCAAGUCAUGGUUUUGCACCUGAUGAUUAUGAUGCUUUAGGGGAUGUGUAUAUAUGGGGUGAGGUUAUCUGUGAUAAUGUUGUGACGAUUGUGGCUGAUAAGAAUGCCAAUUAUUUGAGCACGAGAGCAGAUGUGCUUCUUCCCAGGCCUUUGGAGUCUAAUGUAGUUUCAGAUGUACAUCAUGUAGCCUGUGGGGUCAAGCAUGCUGCCCUAGUUACAAAGCAAGGAGAAGUUUUUACAUGGGGUGAAGAAUCUGGAGGACGACUUGGCCAUGGUGUUGGCAAGGAUGUUAUUCAACCUCGUCUUGUUGAAUCACUGGCUGUUACUAAUGUUGAUUUUGUUGCCUGUGGAGAAUUUCAUACUUGCGCCGUUACAAUGUCUGGGGAACUUUAUACAUGGGGAGAUGGAACUCACAAUGCUGGCCUUCUUGGUCAUGGUUCUGAUGUCAGCCAUUGGAUACCAAAGAGAAUUUCAGGUCCUCUCGAGGGACUUCAAGUUGCUUCAGUAACUUGUGGUCCAUGGCAUACAGCAUUGAUAACAUCAACAGGACAGCUGUUUACUUUUGGGGAUGGUACAUUUGGUGUCCUGGGCCAUGGUGACACAGAAAAUGUUCCGUAUCCAAGAGAAGUAGAGUCUCUGUCAGGAUUGAGAACAAUUGCUGUGGCAUGUGGAGUGUGGCAUACUGCUGCCAUUGUGGAGGUUAUUGUCACUCAGUCUAGUGCUAGUGUUUCAUCAGGAAAAUUAUUCACAUGGGGGGAUGGUGAUAAAAAUCGUCUUGGACAUGGGGAUAAGGAACCCCGGCUUAAGCCCACAUGCGUUCCAGCACUAAUUGAUUACAAUUUUCAAAAAGUUGCUUGUGGACAUAGUUUGACAAUUGGUUUGACAACAUCAGGGCAUGUUUUUACAAUGGGGAGUACUGUGUACGGUCAACUUGGGAAUCCCAAUGCUGAUGGAAAGAUACCAUGUUUGGUAGAAGACAAGGUUUCAGGGGAAUGUGUUGAAGAAAUUGCCUGUGGUGCAUAUCAUUUAGCGGUUUUAACAUCCAAGAAUGAAGUCUAUACAUGGGGAAAAGGAGCUAAUGGUAGGUUGGGCCAUGGGGAUGUUGAAGAUCGAAAAACUCCUACUCUGGUUGAGGGUUUGAAGGAUAGACAUAUCAAAUAUAUUGCUUGUGGUUCAAAUUAUAGUGCUGCAAUAUGUCUCCAUAGAUGGGUAUCUGGUGCUGACCAAUCUCAGUGUUCGGCUUGUAGACAGGCUUUUGGUUUCACCAGAAAAAGGCAUAACUGUUAUAACUGUGGACUGGUACACUGCCAUUCCUGCAGUUCAAGGAAAGCACUAAGAGCAGCUUUGGCUCCUAAUCCUGGGAAACCAUAUCGUGUCUGUGAUUCCUGUUUUGCCAAACUGAGCAAGGUUUCAGAAGCUGGUAAUAGCAGGAGGAAUUCUGUGCCUCGCCUUUCAGGUGAGAAUAAGGACAGGUUGGAUAAGACUGAAAUAAGAUUAUCCAAAUCCGCAACUCCUAAUAUGGACUUGAUUAAGCAGUUAGAUAACAAAGCAGCCAAGCAAGGAAAAAAAACUGAAACGUUCUCCUUGGUUCACUCUACUCAAGUACCUUCUUUAUUACAGUUGAAAGAUGUUUUGUCUACAGCUGUAGAUUUGCGAUGGACAGUUUCUAAACCAAUUCUUACUCCAUCUGGAGUAAGUUCCAGAUCUAUUUCACCUUUCUCAAGGAGACCUAGUCCACCACGUUCUGCUACCCCAAUUCCAACAACAUCAGGGCUUUCUUUCUCCAAAAGUAUCACAGAUGGUUUGAAAAAGACAAAUGAACUUUUUAACCAAGAAGUUCUUAAGUUGCGUGCACAGGUUGAGACCCUGAGACAGAGAUGUGAACUCCAAGAAUAUGAGCUUCAAAAAUCAACAAAGAAAGCUCAGGAAGCUAUGGCAGUGGCUGCAGAGGAGUCUGCUAAAUCUAAAGCUGCCAAAGAAGUUAUAAAGUCAUUGACAGCACAGCUCAAGGAUAUGGCUAAGAGAUUGCCUCCUGGAGUUUAUGACAGUGAGAACAUUAGACCAGCAUACCUGCCAAAUGGCUUGGAGCCAAAUGGUGUUCACUAUCCAGAUUCAAAUGGAGAGGGACAUUCGAGAUCUGAUUCAAUUGGUGGCUCUUUCCUGGCUUCUCCCACUGCAAUCGACUCUACUACAAUCAAUGGCACUCAGAGCCGAGCCCAGUUACGUAGGGAAUCAACUGGAGCCAAUGGUGCUGUGUCAGAGGCUGUUGAUGAAAGGGAAUCUGGGUCUUUUGGAGAUGGUGAAAAUGGCAUGAAAUCUAGAAAUUCCGCAUUGGUUGCCAAUGGCAAUCAAGUGGAGGCUGAGUGGAAUGAACAGUAUGAGCCUGGUGUCUACAUAACUCUUGUAGCACUGCAGGAUGGAACUAGGGAUCUCAAACGAGUGCGCUUCAGCCGGAGAAGAUUUGGAGAGCACCAAGCAGAAAAUUGGUGGUCAGAAAACCGUGAAAAGGUGUAUGAGAGGUACAAUGUUCGGGGAUCAGACAAAGUAUCAAUUUCUGGGCAAACUGCACGCAGAUCAGAGGGAAAUCUCUCGCCCACUUCGCAACUGUAACGAAUAGGAGGGAGGGACAUUUACCAUCGACGACCCAUUUGUGCCGGGGAUGAGUCUAGGGAGGGAGAAACGAAGCAUGAACCCCGUUUUCAUUUUUCUUUUUCUAUUUCUCUUUUUGUUCGCUCAUUAUAUUUUUUUGAUUCCCCCCUCCUCUUUUCUUUCAUUUAAUUUAUAGGUAUUUACCCUUGACAAAUCCCUUGUAUUGUAGUGUAUAUAAGAUUAUCAUUUGCGAGUCAAAUUUGAAUGCAAUUGAAAAAGAAAGAAUAGGUAAGUAGUCUUUGUCGUGAUCAAUGCAUGAGAUCAAAAAGGGUUUUAGUACUAUACAAUAUCAACAUGAGCCAUCAGUGUGAUGCAACUGGGCACUAAGAAUUUGGUGAAGAAGAGGUAUGCUAAAUUGCUAAUCACUUGCUUGGUUGGGAUUUACAAAACUUUGUUAUAUGUUUUGAUUUAGUUACGGAGUUAGUUAUCUGAUAAUUCAUUCUAUAAGUGUAGGAAAGAAACAAUGUAGGAAGUUAUUCCACUGCUGCAUUUUUUAUUGAUAGCCGACAAGAUCCUUACAAAACUUUAAAUCAUGUAUUGUCGCCAUCUUAAUGCAGCUAUUUAACUUGAGUUUUGCUAUUUUGUUAGCCGACGACUCAUAAAUAGCUAGAAAAUACAUAAAUAACAAAUUUAUAAGAAUUUAUUUCUUGUGAGUAGUCUCGUACACUUUAGUAAUUUGUAGGAAGAAUUUGACAAUUUGUGCACUAUUUAGAUGUAUCACUACAUGAUGCUGUAUUUCUUUCCUCUAUUUCAUUUUUUAGAUAAAAAAAUAAUGCCAAGCAAUAUGUAUAUGGGCAAUUAAUAUGAUCAUUAAAGGCUCAUAAAUUUGAAGGAAAUACCCGACAAUGAUGUCAUACGGUUAGGUUUCUAAUUCUGAAAAGGAAGAAAUUUUUGUGAACCUUGUCUGGCAGUAGCCGCAUAUCCAACAAAAUGAUGCAUAAUUUCUUUGCCUAUCUAAGAUCAAGAAACCAUAGACAAUCAAUGGGCCACACUUGUCAGAGUAUGAUUAAUCAGGUUUUGUCAGAUGAACAGAUGAAAACAAGAGGAUAAAUUUGAAUAUCCCA